CCUGAUUCAGUCCACAGCUAUAAUUGUAUACUGUACACUGCCGCUUUAACGACAAUGACGUUACAGUGGGUGUGUUUUUAAAAACAUUUUGCACGUUGAAAGGAGCAUGCGUCACCUUUAGCUCUCGAAAGUGAAUAAGAAAAGGUUUAGGCUCUGAAUCGAAGCAUUAUACAGCUUUCGUUAAUAUCACUGAACGUUUUGAUUUUCACGGUUGAAGAAGGUGUCCUAACAAAAUGGCUACAUCUGCAAAGUGCCUCAGCCAAGGAAGCCCUGCUCCUGGUCCUGUGCCCAAGGGAAAGAUUCGGCUGUACAGCAUGAGGUUCUGCCCUUUCGCACAAAGGACCCGCCUUAUCCUCCAUGCCAAAGGCAUCAAACAUGACACCAUCAACAUCAACCUGAAGGACAAGCCUGAUUGGUUCUUGGAGAAGAAUCCCUUUGGUCUUGUCCCAGUGCUGGAGACUCCUGCUGGCCAAGUGAUCUAUGAGUCACCAAUCACAUGUGAAUACCUGGAUGAAGUGUACCCUGGGAGGAAGCUGAUCCCUUCAGACCCAUAUGAGAAGGCACAACAGAAGAUGCUGCUGGAGCAUUUCUCCAAGCUCACCCCAUACUUUUACAAGAUUCCGAUGGCCCAAAAAAAUGGUGAAGACACAUCCGAAAUGGAAGGGGAACUGAAGCUGAAGCUUGGAAAAUUUAAUGAGAUCCUUUCCAAAAAGAAGAGCAAGUUCUUUGGAGGAGAUGCUGUAUCUAUGAUUGACUACAUGAUCUGGCCUUGGUUCGAGAGAAUAGAGAUACUCUCCUUGAAGCACUGUCUCGAUAGCAGCCCGGAGCUGACGAGCUGGACAGAGCGAAUGAUGGAAGAUCCAGCAGUGAAGGCUGCCUCAACUGACACGGAGACCUGCAGGGGUUUUUACAAGACUUACACCGAAGGGAAACCCAAUUACGAUUAUGGGCUGUAGGGAAGUGAAAUACCGCUUGAACACCAGCUUUCUUCCCAGCCUUUCCAGCUUUAAUAUUUUCUGCGUAAAUACCAGCUUUGUCAAUAUUUUAUGUGUCAGUUGGUUAAAAGAGAUGUCUUGUGGAGGCAUACUUUUUUCAUUGUAAACCAUCAAUUUACCCGUUUACCUGUGCAGGACUAUGAAGUUUAUUUCCUCUUUAAAUCAUUUGAAUGUAUACAUUUUCAGGUGGUUCAUAGAGUUGUGAUAAAGGAAUACAAGGUCAUGGAUGAAACUAUAUUUGGUAUUUUGGAACUAACAAACCCUCUACAUAUUAAAUUAACCCUAACCUGAAAAAUAUACCAUACUGCUGGCAAAUUUUAAAUCUGUGGGAAAUGUAUAUGAUACUUUAAAACAUGGGCAAAUCAAAUGACACGUGAUAACUUGAGGAACGUGUGCAAACAGUCUAUAGAAAUGAUCUCUUUUGUUAGUCUUAUGGGUGAUUUUUUUCUGCAUCAUUUGAGUAAGUUUGAUACACUGCAGAGUAAGUUCUUUGAUUGUUUGUUUUGGGAAUUUGGUGAAAUAAAGUCCUUAUAAAGGCC
Lepisosteus oculatus (spotted gar) is the source of this 1534-nucleotide messenger RNA. RefSeq names its product glutathione S-transferase omega-1. The record is from RefSeq and is a predicted model, not a curated record. NCBI's taxonomy places the organism in Eukaryota, Metazoa, Chordata, Actinopteri, Semionotiformes, Lepisosteidae. Gene Ontology annotation, biological process: glutathione metabolic process. Gene Ontology annotation, cellular component: cytoplasm. Gene Ontology annotation, molecular function: glutathione transferase activity; glutathione dehydrogenase (ascorbate) activity.